This is a messenger RNA of Ostreococcus lucimarinus CCE9901, 1515 nucleotides long. RefSeq lists its product with no specific name. The record is from RefSeq and is a predicted model, not a curated record. Gene Ontology annotation, molecular function: calcium ion binding. The annotation marks the transcript as partial. The transcript is spliced from 2 exons. NCBI's taxonomy places the organism in Eukaryota, Viridiplantae, Chlorophyta, Mamiellophyceae, Mamiellales, Bathycoccaceae. Gene Ontology annotation, biological process: guanosine tetraphosphate metabolic process.
AUGGAGCUGCAGAUGACGCCCGCGAGCGGGGCCCCGUUCGGGGGGUCCAGGGUGGUGGACUUUGUCGCGGCGUGGGACGCGAUAUCGCCGCGAUUGGCGGCGCGCGAACACGGAGAGGCGGACAAGGAGAUGCUGCUGAGCGCGUUGACGCUCGCCAUACCGCGGCUGCAGCAGAUCGUGCGAACGGAAGGGAAAGGAAAGAAGCCGGCGCACGAGCGAGCGGUGGACGUGACGCUCACGCUCGUGGACAUGGGGAUGGACGCGGAAUGCAUCUCCGCGGGAUUGCUUCGAGAGGCCGUGGUGCACGGGACGGUGAGUUUGGAUGAGAUAGAGGACGUGCUCGGGGAGCGGGUGAUGCGGUUGGCGCACGAUGUGGGGCGAGUGCACGAUUUACCGAGACGAGUGCACUCGUACGACGAAAACGCGGCGGAACGCUUGCGGUCGUUUUACCUGUCGUUUCACGACAUAAGAGCGAUCGUGGUGGAGUUGGCGUGCAGACUUGAUACUUUGAGAAACAUCGAUGAGCUUGAGCCGAUCCAGCGGACGACGAUUGCGUUGGAGACGAUGCAGAUUUACGCCCCCAUGGCGCACGCGUUGAACACGGGCGCCCUUUGCGCAGAGUUGGAAGAUUUAGCGUUUAAGAUUUUGUUUCCGACGUCUUACGCCUCGCUGGAGAGGUGGCUGACGGCAAAAAGUCCAGGGGACUCGGCCAUCUUGGAUAAGAUGACAAAGAUGCUCACGGAUACGAUGAACGCCGACACGACGAUGAACGCGUUGAUCGGCCGCGGAGGGGUCAAGGUUUUGGCGAGAAGGAAAUCUCGUUACUCCACCAUGAAGAAGAUCAUUCGCGAUGGGCGAAAGCGUGAAGAGGUGCACGAUUUGCUCGGACUACGCCUCGUUUUGACCCCGCAACCUGGGACGUUAAAAGCGGCGAACGCGGCGUGCUAUCGCGCACAGCAAAUAGUGCACGGUUUAUUUCCAGCCGUAAGCGGACGAACCAAGGACUACAUCAGUGAUCCCAAGGCGAACGGAUACUCGUCCUUGCACAGCACUCUCAAGGUCGCGUUUGGCGACGACGGCAAACCUUUGGCGUCGAGCGAAGCGUACAAACGCGGCGUGAAUGUCGAGAUGCAGAUCCGAACGGCAGCCAUGCAUCUCGCCGCUGAAGCGGGCACUGCGUCGCACAAUUCGUAUAAGGGUGGCUUGAAGGAAGACACGGGUAUGGCGGGCUCGCUCGCGGACUUGGCCUCGGCAGCGAAUCGCGCCGCGGAGGAAAAGUUUGGCGCUUUCACGCACGCCGAUUUGCGCGAACGCGACGAACUCCACGACAGAUUGUUCGAAGCAUUCGAUCUUGAUGGUGAUGGUCGCGUCACGAUGAGUGAGCUGCGUACGGUACUGGAGAAAAUAUGGGACACGGAGAUGAACGAUUUGCGCGAGGAAGCUCACGCGUUGAUGGAGCUCCUCGACGUUAACCAGGAUGGUACUAUCGACGCUGAUGAAUUUGCAAAGUUCCGC